UCUUCCGCAGGAAGUUCAUGUUGUUGUGUAGCAUCGCUAUUCGCUAGGACCCUGUGUUUUCACAAAGUUUCUCACUUGGCUUCAUCCCUAAAUCGACAGCAUAUAAUGGUUGAAAAUGAUAUUUAAGCUUUAGCUGAGCUGUUUCUCUCUGAGAGAGAAGCCUGUGAGGUUUUCAGGAUGGAUAAAGCUCUGUUGAGAGAGCGAGAGCUCUUUAAAAAGAGAGCGCUGUCCAAUCCCGCUGUAGAGAAGAGACCAGUGACAUCUGAUGCCUCUCGAUCCUCCAAGAAGAAGAAGAGCAGACCUGACAAAGAGACGUCAUCCUCCUCCAAAAACAGCACAGAUCCCAGCAAUGGCUCUUUCAAUCUCAAAGCACUUUCUGGGAGCUCAGGAUACAAAUUUGGAGUUUUGGCCCGAAUUGUCAACUACAUGAAGACGAGGCACCAGAGAGGUGAUACUCAUCAUCUGACUCUGGAGGAAAUUCUGGACGAGACCAAGCUGCUGGACAUUGGCAUGAAGCAGAAGCAGUGGCUCAUGAGCGAGGCAUUAGCAAGUAAUCCUAAAAUUGAUGUGAGGGAAGGGAAAUAUGCCUUUAAACCCAAGUUUCAUCUGAAGGAUAAGAAAGCUCUGCUAAGACUGCUGGACAAACACGAUCAGCUGGGAAUAGGAGGAGUGUUACUCGACGACGUGGAAGAGGGUCUGCCCAACGCAGCCAAGGCUAUUAAAGCGCUUGGGGAUCAGAUUAUAUUUGUGACCAGGCCAGAUAAGAAGAAGGUUCUUUUCUACAAUGACAAACACUGUCAGUUUGAUGUUGAUGAAGAGUUCCAGAAGCUGUGGCGCAGCGUUCCUGUUGAUUCCAUCGAUGAGGAAAAGAUUGAAGAGUACCUGAAGAAACAGGGCAUCUCAUCCAUGCAGGAGACGGGACCAAAGAAAAUAGCGCCCUUGCAGAAGAGGAAGAAACCUGGAACGCAGAGAAAGAGACGCUAUAAGACUCAUAAUGAUCAUCUGAAUGGAGUAUUGGAGGACUACUCUGAUGGAGUUCCCUCCAAGAAGUGACACACACACACACACACACACACACACAAGCAGAUUUCAAAGUUAGAAGUGACAUGACUGAUGUCUGUGUGACGUUUGUAUAUCUGAUUUAACGUCUUAUUACCAAAACCAUAAAGACACACACACACACACACACACACACACCCCUUAGAACUGUACUGAGUGGCACCAAUGAGUAUUGAUUGUAAAUAUUUUCUUUCCACUGUGAUGUUUUACUUUUUGCUAGUGCUUUAAAAAUGGUAAAUUAAGCUCUUAUUUUUUUUAGAUUUAAAGAUUAAACAAGAGCAAUCAAA
Carassius gibelio (silver crucian carp) is the source of this 1346-nucleotide messenger RNA. Its product is annotated as general transcription factor IIE subunit 2. Gene Ontology annotation, biological process: transcription initiation at RNA polymerase II promoter. Gene Ontology annotation, cellular component: transcription factor TFIIE complex. The transcript has 8 exons. Lineage: Eukaryota; Metazoa; Chordata; Actinopteri; Cypriniformes; Cyprinidae. The coding region runs from base 178 to 1053 and encodes 291 amino acids. The record is from RefSeq and is a predicted model, not a curated record.